AUGCCCUUUGAAGCCGCCCAAAAAGCAUCCCUCCACCACCUAAUCCCGCAAUCCACCGAUAUCUCCCUCUCACCCCCCGAAUCCUACUUCUUCAUCACCGACUUCCUGAUAAUAUCCUGCGGCAUCCUCUACACGCUCUGCUACACCUUCUACGCCAUCCGCACCUACAGCGACCGUUUCCUGGCCGGCACCGUCCAAUUCCUCAGCGCAACCAUGGCCUACGAAAUCUACUACGCCUACGUCUGCACCAGCACUGCCUUUCAGCGUGCAUGCUUCUUCGUGUGGUUCUUGUUCGACGUUACGUUUGUGAGUGUGGCGCUGAAGUAUGCGUAUGCGCCGGGUGAACGGGGGAGGACGAUUAAGAAGUUGUUGUGGCAGACGCCGGCGUGGAUGGCGGUUUUGUGGGCGGUGGGGGUGUGGUGGCCGGAUGAGAGGGAGCAGAAGACUGCGUUUUUUACGGGCUUGUAUCUUGAGUUGCCGAUUGGGUGGGGGCAGAUUUUUUAUCUAGUCAAGAGGCGGGAUACGAAGGGGCAGUCGCUUGAGAUUUGGCUUACGAGAUACCUUGGGUGUAUUACAGCGUUUUUGGUUUUCAUAUGGCGGUACAUCAACGUACCUGAGAAUUGGGCGUAUGUGGGCAACUGGUGGAGUAUCGGCGGCAUGAUUGUCACUUUACUGCCAGAAACCGUAUACCCAUUCUUCUACAUCUGGGCACAUCGCAAAGAGAGGGAGAAGAAGGAAAAGACUUCAUAA
Bipolaris victoriae FI3 is the source of this 750-nucleotide messenger RNA. RefSeq lists its product as hypothetical. The record is from RefSeq and is a predicted model, not a curated record. Lineage: Eukaryota; Fungi; Ascomycota; Dothideomycetes; Pleosporales; Pleosporaceae. The transcript has 2 exons. Gene Ontology annotation, molecular function: lyase activity. Bases 1 to 750 code for a protein of 249 amino acids.